Molecule: messenger RNA, 2739 nt
Organism: Bubalus bubalis (water buffalo)
Lineage: Eukaryota; Metazoa; Chordata; Mammalia; Artiodactyla; Bovidae
Gene: KLHL1
Product: kelch like family member 1
Exons: 9
Coding region: 1-1479 (492 amino acids)
Molecular function (GO): protein binding
Source: RefSeq, a predicted model, not a curated record
AUGGCUGGCAAACUGUUCCAGAUUAAAGAAGACCAAAGAGAUGUAGCAAGUUGCUUGGAAUUAAAGGAAGAAACCAUUGAAAACCUUCUUGCAGCAGCUUGCCUUCUUCAGCUUCCUCAAGUAGUGGAAGUGUGCUGCCAUUUCCUCAUGAAGCUCUUGCAUCCAUCAAACUGUUUAGGAAUCCGAGCAUUUGCGGAUGCUCAAGGAUGCAUUGAAUUAAUGAAGGUGGCCCAUAGCUACACGAUGGAAAACAUAAUGGAAGUUAUAAGAAAUCAAGAGUUUCUACUGCUUCCAGCUGAGGAGCUCCAUAAACUCCUGGCCAGUGAUGAUGUCAAUGUUCCCGAUGAAGAAACCAUCUUCCAUGCAUUAAUGAUGUGGGUCAAAUAUGACAUGCAGAGGAGAUGCAAUGACUUGAGUAUGCUUCUGGCCUUCAUAAGACUGCCACUCCUUCCACCUCAGAUAUUGGCAGACCUAGAAAACCAUGCAUUAUUUAAGAAUGAUCUGGAAUGUCAAAAGCUGAUUCUGGAAGCAAUGAAGUACCAUCUGUUGCCAGAAAGAAGAACUUUAAUGCAAAGUCCAAGAACUAAACCUAGAAAAUCUACAGUCGGAACUCUGUAUGCUGUGGGAGGAAUGGAUAACAAUAAAGGAGCUACAACCAUAGAGAAAUAUGACCUCAGAACAAAUUUGUGGAUCCAGGCAGGGAUGAUGAAUGGCAGGAGAUUGCAGUUUGGUGUGGCUGUUAUUGAUGACAAACUCUUUGUAAUUGGAGGUCGAGAUGGCUUGAAGACAUUGAACACUGUUGAAUGUUACAACCCCAAAACCAAGAUUUGGACUGUUUUACCACCAAUGUCAACGCAUAGACAUGGUCUAGGUGUGACAGUACUGGAAGGCCCUAUCUAUGCUGUGGGAGGCCAUGAUGGCUGGAGUUAUCUGAACACAGUGGAGAGGUGGGAUCCUCAGAGUCAGCAGUGGACAUUUGUAGCUAGCAUGUCAAUUGCCCGAAGCACAGUUGGGGUGGCAGCAUUGAAUGGCAAGUUGUAUUCAGUUGGCGGUCGUGAUGGAAGCUCCUGUUUAAGUUCAAUGGAAUACUAUGAUCCUCACACAAAUAAGUGGAAUAUGUGUGCUCCAAUGUGUAAGCGGAGAGGGGGUGUAGGAGUAGCCACAUGCGAUGGUUUCCUUUAUGCAGUAGGAGGUCAUGAUGCUCCUGCUUCAAAUCACUGUUCUCGGCUACUAGACUAUGUAGAAAGAUAUGAUCCCAAAACAGACACAUGGACUAUGGUGGCUCCUUUGAGUAUGCCCAGAGAUGCUGUUGGAGUCUGUCUCCUUGGUGACAGAUUAUACGCUGUUGGUGGCUAUGAUGGCCAGACAUACCUCAACACUAUGGAAUCCUACGAUCCACAAACUAAUGAAUGGACCCAGAUGGCUUCCUUGAAUAUUGGGAGAGCUGGUGCCUGUGUAGUAGUCAUCAAGCAACCUUGACUUAUAUUUUUGGAGAGGUUUUAUUUGCUGGAGUGGUUAUUUUUAUAUCAGAGGGCAGGAAUGAGAACUUCUGGAGAUGAAAAUUCUUCAAGAAAAAGGAUUUUGGUAGAUUUACCUACUGAGAUCAAAAAAGGUAGAAGAUGAAACAGAGUUAUGGGAAACAAGAGAACAUCAAACUGCUGUGGGAACACGAUCUGGUCAUAUGUUAGUUCAGGAAUGGUUAUUGGUAAUUUGUUUUGUAUUGUAGCAUACAAUAACUAGAGUUACCAAGGCUCGUAUUUCUUGGGCAGUUAAAAGGAGAGAUAAAGAUUUGUGACAUGGAUAAUUUCAUGACUAAACAUUAUAAUGUUUUAUAAUCUGUGAUGAUAUUCCAGAGGUUGCCAAGAGUAGAAGACGUGAUAUUUCAUCUGACAGAAUCUGAUUGAUUCUGCCUUAAUUUCCUAAUCAGAUGUGGUCAUACUAGGAGGUGGAAUGAUGCUUUAUUAAACAAACAUGCUUUUUCCUGAUUUUCCUAAACUAUGAGGACAAUUUGAGAAACAGAUUCAUGCUUGCCUCUUGCACUCAGAAAACAAAUCAAAGCUGCAUAUGUCAUCCAUGAGGAUGGUUGAAUUUUACUGAAACUGUAUUAGCAAUUUGAAGUUGGCAAACACAAAGGAUUGUUUUCAUUAAGCUUACCAUAUUGCUUUGCUUUUUGAUCACACUGAGAAUCAGUACAAUUAAAGGCUUUUGCCUUAUGAUGAGUUGAGUGUAAGCAUGGAAACUAGUUAUUCUGAAUGUUUAAUAUAUAUAUAUAUAUGUAUAUGUGUGUGUGUAUAUAUAUAUAUAUAUAUAUCCAUUGCAUGCUGAAAUCCUUUAGAAUUUUGUUCAUAAAACAUCUUAGAAUUUUGAGGGAGAAAUCUAUGAUACAUUCAUUUGCAGUGUUAAUGGCCAUUGUCAGAAGGAGGGCAGACUUCAGACCCUCAUUCCCUACUUUUCAAACUGGCUACAUUGAUAAGCACAUUAUUUUAUGCCAAAUGUUUGUAAUUGUUUAAAGCAUAUAGUGGAAAUGUUAUACAAUGUCUUCAAUAGAUCCAGGUAAAUGUUAAAUAUAAUUAAUAAAUAAUAGAAAAUUUGCUUUUAUCAGUGUACCUUUUUUCAAUAAAUUUUAAUUCAGAACAGAGUAAAAAAUUCACAAGUUAUUCUGCAAAAAUAGGCACGUUUUGUUGCUUAAACUUUCAUAAAUCAAGGAGCAUAUAUUUUCAUCAAAAUAAGCUUAUUUCU